CCCAGGAGGAAGAGGAGGAGGAGGAGAGAGGUGGUUGCUGUUACGGCUGCCGCUGAAGCCGCCGCCUCCCCGGUCCCGCCUCCCGCCAUUUUGAGUCCCCGGAGCCGGAAGAGCGAAGAAGAGCUUCCCCCUCGGGCGGGCUGUGGGAGGCCGCGGCGGCGACCCCUUUCCUCCCCACCCGCUACCGCUUCAGUGAGCUCUGUGUUGCUGAAGGAAAAUGAUGGAAGAGAGCGGGAUAGAGACGACUCCACCGGGAACGCCCCCACUGACCACAGCGGGGGCGGGACCUGCACCCACCACCACUGCACCAGUCUCAUUAGCCUUAACUCCUUCCCUCCCUCCUCCCUCCUCUUUUCCUCCUUCCCAAGCACCAUUUUCCACACCUUUGCCACCUGCAGGCUCCUCUCUUCCAUCCAUGACGACAUCCCCUUUGCCUUUCGUGCCUCCCAUGGCCCUUUCAGCGGGUGCCUCCCUUGGGACCUCAAGGCCACCCAUGAUGACACCGCCAGUCACCUCGUCCCCUUUCAGCAGCCCCCGUCCCCAGUUCUCGUCUCCUUCACCCCUGAGUUCAACUCCUGGCCCUGUGCUUUCUGCCCCUCCCACUGGUCCUCCCAUAUCAGGGUUUUCUAUGGCAUCGACCCACGACAUCACCAAAGGCCAUGCGGGACGAGCACCACAGACACCCUUGAUGCCCUCGUUUUCUGCACCUUCAGUCACCGGUGUCUUCACUGGCCCGGCAUCACAGCAGCCCUGUGGGCCAACCCCGCUAGCACCUGGCUUUGGAGCGGGCUCUUCAAUUACUUUCCCAGAGGAACACGAAGACCCCCGGGGAGCUGACGUGCAGAGUGACGCAUCUGCUGGAGGAGGACUGUGGGGCUUUAUCAAAGGUGUGGCGGGGAAUCCUGUGGUGAAGUCCGUGCUGGAUAAAACCAAGCACUCAAUGGAGACAAUGAUCACGACUCUGGAUCCUGGCAUGGCUCCCUAUAUCAAAUCUGGGGGAGAACUGGACAUUGUUGUCACUUCUACUAAAGAAGUCAAGGUUGCUGCUGUAAGAGAAGCUUUUCAGGAAGUGUUUGGAAUGGCCACAGUUACAGGAGAAGCUGGGCAGUCCAACAUUGCGCCACAGCCAGUUGGCUACGCAGCUGGAUUGAAGGGAGCUCAAGAAAGGAUUGACAGCUUGCGCAGGACAGGAGUCAUUCAUGAGAAGCAGCCGGCCGUGUCUGUGGAAAAUUUCAUUGCGGAAUUGCUUCCUGACAAGUGGUUUGAUAUUGGCUGCCUAAUUGUCGAAGAUCCCAUCCAUGGCAUUCACCUCGAAACAUUUACACAAGCAACGCCAGUGCCUUUGGAAUAUGUACAACAGGCUCAAAGUCUGACUCCUCAGGAUUAUAACCUAAGAUGGUCAGGUUUGUUGGUGACAGUGGGGGAAGUGAUAGAGAAGCAAUUACUGCACGUCAACAGAACGGAUUGGCACUCUGCAUUCACCGGCAUGUCCCGUCGACAGAUGAUCUACAGCACAGCCAAAGCUAUUGCAGGGAUGUACAAGCAGCGUUUACCACCCAGGACCAUUUGAGAGGAAACGGGACUCUGGAUGCGACACAUUCCUUAAAAACUCGUGUUGAAAAGAAAUGAUUGCAUCUGUUCGAUGGCCCUGUUGACGCCCCUCGUUUUACAUUAUAUAAAAUGUAAUUUUGUUUUUAAAGUGAAGCUACUCUUUGGAUAAUGGAAAUGAGCAAUUCUUAAUUUUAGUCACAUAAUGGCUCCCCAAACCAGUAGGCAUAUUUAUAGAGAGCAUUAAAAUGUACCGGUAUUUCAUUUCAAACACUAAAUCAGGGAUGGAAAUCCUGAUGCUGUUGGACUCCAAACUCCAUCAACUCCGGCAGACACCAUGGCCAGUAGUCAGAAACAACUGGAGGCCCCUCUCCAACAUGUCCCCCACCCUUGAACUCAAUGGGUGUUUGACAGACAUUUUGGACUUUAUUUAAGAGGCAGGACAGUCAUUCACAGCACCUAGGAUAGAUUUGGAAUCCAAGGCCAGAGUCACUGGCAUGUGUAUUGCAUGUGUGGUCAGAUUUGGUUAGGGUUUCAAAGAGGAAGCCGUUUGUAAAGUUCCUCCUUGCAGUCACCCUCCUUAACACCAGGGGGGUCAAGAAGCAUGCAAAUGGAACUUAUUUUCUUGGUUAUAUUUCACAGCAAAGAAAAAUUAUCAGAAAUCACCUAGCGAAGUGCCUUUUGCUGCAUAAAUAGGUACAAGGCUGCAAUCGGUUAACUUUUACAAUGCAUCUUAAGCUAUGGACCAUUACUGAACAAUUUGUUUAUCUCCAUUGCAAAUGCUGCCCCAGAUUGUAUGCUCAAAAUUGUGCAUAUUUAUAAACUGCAGAGUAUUUUGAUAACUUUUUUAAAAAAACCUUUCUGCCUUAAAAUAAGUUUCUCAAUUUCUACUACUUAAGUCUUUAUCUUUUGUAGAUGCUUUCAAAAGACACAUUUAUAUAGACUAGUUAGCUAGUUUAUAAUAUUUUUAUCCAGUGAAAAAUCUGUAGUUUUUCCAAUUAAUAUAUUUUGGCUUGCCUUGUAAAAUCAGAAUUAAAUAGAUUUUAAUUAUUCUUCUUCAGAAGUUUUCAAUAUUUUAUUGAACUAACUUUGGACCUUUCCAAAAGCAUGAGUAUGGCCAUGGUUUGAUUCUGACAGAACAGAGUGUUUUUGGUGAGUUAGUGGGUAUAUAGGAAGGGAGAGAAAAUCUUGCUAUAUUUAUUUUGUGGUAUCAAUGCAUCAGGGAAAACUCAACUAAAGUAGACACAGAAUGAGUACAUCUUUUUCUUCACAAGCACCAAAAAUUCCAUUCCUUAUGUACCCUCUUGGAAAAUCUUAGGUGGGAUGUAUAAAAGCAUUCAAUGUUUCAUGUUCAAUCAAGUCCGAGUUUUUUCUUUAGGUUUACAUUAUCUCUGUCCAUUAGCCAAGCUGGCACUUGAAUUUGUUUUCUCUUUCCUGUCCAUCAUCAUCUUGAUCCUGUCCACAUUUUUAAUGUUUGUAGACUUGAUAGCCUGGCUUUCCAUACAUAAGAAAAUUCAAGGGCGUUAAUAAAAGCUCAAUAAAGGAAAAUAACAGCA
Molecule: messenger RNA, 3104 nt
Organism: Zootoca vivipara (common lizard)
Lineage: Eukaryota; Metazoa; Chordata; Lepidosauria; Squamata; Lacertidae
Gene: PRRC1
Product: proline rich coiled-coil 1
Biological process (GO): activation of protein kinase A activity
Cellular component (GO): cytoplasm
Molecular function (GO): protein kinase A regulatory subunit binding
Source: RefSeq, a predicted model, not a curated record